GAAGGAAGCUACCAUUCCUACACCACGGGUGCUGUUGAAUCAGCUGGACCAGAGAUACAGGCGUUCUCUAUUCUCCUCCCCCCAUUAGAUUCUUCUCAAUAGUCUGAUCCCAAAAAGGAGGGGUGGACCGGGGAGUUAACUGGCAGCCAGCUGAUCUUUGCUGUGGGAUUCUGUGAGGGGAAAGGAGGUGACUGCAAACUCUUCGUUACUCUGCGCUGAGAUAGAGGAAGCCGCGAGAGAACUCAACAUCAACAGUCGCAUGAGAGGAAGGAAGCAGUGAGGCUUUUGAGAUGAAAACGUGAAGCUCGGCUUCAAGACCAAGUAAAGCAUUGCCUGCCACUGAGAAAAAACAUCUGCAAGAAAAGAGGAGAGAAAUAGAAGCAAGGGGAGACUGACUCAAUUGUUUGGAUUCGCCCACAAGCUGUUCCUGUAGACACUUGGCGUGUCACCAGUAAGAGGUCGAAGAUGUCUUGGCUGUCACCAGUGCAGUGGGCCAAAUGGACCUGGUCAGCCGUUAGAGGAGGAGAGGAGGAAGAAGGUGAGACUGGUUUGGGGAUGGACGACGAAGCCCUUCAAGAAGAGACACGAGAGGCUUUGCAAGGAGAUCAAGAGGACGAUGAAAGAUCACAUGGCUGCAGUUCGGACUCAGAGGGCCAAUUUGAAACGCCUGAAGCUGAGACGCCUGUUCAUCAGCCAUAUAAAGAACCAUCCACACUGGAUGAACCAAUCACAGAGAGCACAGGUUUCCCAGAAAUAAAUCAGUUGACCUUCAUCACAACCAAAACCCAGAACCUGACCCUGCACGAGAGCUUUCCUGAGGAUGCACCUGCCUUGGUGGUGCGGCAGAGCAGUGUGGCCCCAACCCCAACCCUGAAACUCAGGAACCAGCCUUCCUCUGCUGACAUGGAUAUGGAUCAACCCGAUCCUGCUGAAGCAGGAACAACAGAUGACACCAACAUCUGCAAUGGUCACAUUAAAGAGCCAUCCGCAAAACCACAGACCAAGUCCCUCAAGCCUAGACCUCCUUCCCUUAAGGUGAAGGGCCCACUGAAUGGAGUCGACCCCAACGAGGUGGAUGAUGAUCCUCCGAUAAUUCCAAAGGGGAGGUACAAAUUUGACCCUGAUCAGUGUGAUGAUACUAUAAAUCAAUUCGUGACUGAAGGGUCCAAGUUUCAAAACUCAUCACCUGCCAAUGCCAGUAUUCCUAAAACAGAGUUAAUGGACGAAAUGCCUGCUCAGCCAGUAAUGCUGGAGUUUGGACUUGAUGAUGCCGAAGCAAAGCGACCUCCACCCAAGAAGUCUGGAAAGAGGACAAGCAACAAGCUGACUGCUCCAAAGAAACAAAGACCAAAAGCUGCAGAAGCAGCAGCUCCACCACCGGAGACAUCAUCAGAACAAGACCAACCGCCAACUGAGAAUGUGGCUCCCAUAAGCGUUGAUGAUAUUCCUAUUCCUAAGAAAUCCUACAACUUUGAUCCAAGUCAGUGGGAUGAUCCCAACUUUAAUCCUUUUGGUGGGAACAGUAAACUUAAUAACUCACCAACACUUCCUAAAACAUCAUAUAAUUUUGACCCUGAUAACUUUGAUGACUCUAUUGAUCCUUUCAAGCCAUCAAAGACCUUAGGUGGAAAUGACACGAUUAAACCAACGACUGAGAAGCUUACAGACAAACACAAACCAGAGGGAACUGUGGAGCAGCGGAAGAAAGCAGUACAGUCUCAGAAGAAAAACACAGACCGGAUCAUCACGAACUCAUGUAAAGUAAAGCAGUAUGAGAAUCAGUCCUUAGUCCUGGAUGUCUGCAAUCAGGAGAAAGAUGUGCAGGAAGAUCCUGCAUCUAAACUGCCCCACCGUGUCCAUCACGCCACAGAUGAGGAGAAGUUAGCCUCCACUGUCAUGGGCCAGAAGGACGGGCCAGAGGAGUUUUCAGACUGCACCAAAACAACCUUCUGUACCAAGACUGCAGACGACCUGCCAGUGGGCAUUACAGACCAGUUUGAUAAGAAGGACCUUUCCUCUCCUAGUGAGAGUUUGUGUAAGAGUCAGACUCUCAGCUCUUCAGACAGCGAGACCACAGCGAAGACGAGUCCAGGGCUGGAUUCGAUCCGUCUCAGUGAGAUAGACAAAGCAGCAGUGCUCACACUGAUUAGAGAAGAGAUAAUUGCCAAAGAGAUUGAAGCCAGUGAGUGGAAGAGGAAAUAUGAGGAGAGUAGACUGGAGGUCACUGAAAUGAGGAAAAUAGUGGAUGAGUAUGAGAAGACGGUCGCUCAAAUGAUAGAAGAUGAGCAGCAAAAGAACAUAGGAUCUCAGAAGAGCGUCCACCAGUUAACCGUGGAGCGAGAUCAAGCCCUCGCUGACCUCAACUCGGUGGAGCGCUCGUUUUCUGACCUGUUCAGACGCUACGAAAACAUGAAGACCGUUCUUGAGGGCUUUAAGAAGAAUGAGGAAGUGCUAAAGAAGUGCGCUCAGGAAUACCUCACACGCGUGAGGCAGGAGGAACAACGUUAUCAGACCCUCAAAAUCCACGCAGAGGAGAAACUUGACAAAGCGAAUGAGGAAAUAGCUCAGGUGCGAUCUAAGGCUAACGCAGAGAGCGUGGCCCUGAACGCCGGCCUGAGAAAAGAGCAGAUGAAGGUGGAGUCCCUGGAGCGGGCACUCGAACAGAAGAAUGAAGAGAUUGAAGAGCUUACUAAGAUUUGUGAUGAGCUCAUUGCAAAAAUGGGCACCACGGACUAAGAGGAAGCCAGCCUGACCAAGAACGCCGCUGGAUCUCACAUUGCUUUUUUUUUUUCCAUGUUGGGAAGGAGCCACUUUUCCAGGCACUGGAAGAAACAAGAUAUGAGCUGAAGAAUCAAAUAAAAGAGUCCCAAAUGUUUUUACAGAUUCAUAGAGUGCUGAUGUUGGAGAGGGUGGGAAAAACCACCCACAUAUCUGAUUCUGAUGACUUUCUGCUGGCUGUUAUGGCAGCUGUGUGUAUGAGCGUUUGGGAGAACCCUCUGGGUGUGUGUUCAGGUGUAACGAAACAGACAUGGGAUGACGGUCACUGGCCUUGUUCGUAGUUUACAUGAUCACACUGCUGCUAUUUAUAAUGGAGGGAGCAAAUCAUAUUAUUUACAACUUUUUAGUUACAUUACUUGCAUUGAAAAGUACUGUAACCGGUGUACUUAUUUGGUUCUAUAUUAGAGGUCCUGAUACAAGUUGAAAAAUAUCCCGAGUUCAGUUCAAGAUCAGUUGACAGCACUGGUGGUGUAAUGUUGAUUACCAUGAAAAAGCAAAAAUCUGGGUAACAUUAAGGUACUUACUGUACAAUGGAAGUGAAUGUAAAUGUAAACAUUACUAUAUUCACUGUUUUAGUAAUGUAGCCACAAGAAGUAACCCAUAUGCAUAUUACCAUGACUUUAGUGUGAAAUUAAAUGCUAAGCUUUUCUGUGUAAGGUUGAAAACAAUUUUAUGAUUAUGCUGACAUGCCAACAUAGUCUUAAACCCUAAAACCCCAAAAUUAGGACUUGAACAGCUUUUGAGCUCAAAUAAUAUUCAAGUUUUAACAGAAUAAAUAAUGUAAUUACUUUUAUUAAAUUUAUAAGCUGCAAAUGUCUAUUAAAUCGUCCAA
This is a messenger RNA of Carassius carassius (crucian carp), 3610 nucleotides long. Its product is annotated as transforming acidic coiled-coil-containing protein 1-like. The record is from RefSeq and is a predicted model, not a curated record. Gene Ontology annotation, cellular component: cytoplasm. Bases 466 to 2736 code for a protein of 756 amino acids. Gene Ontology annotation, biological process: mitotic spindle organization; cerebral cortex development; cell population proliferation. Lineage: Eukaryota; Metazoa; Chordata; Actinopteri; Cypriniformes; Cyprinidae. The transcript has 13 exons.